AGGCGUGGCUCGUUAUGCAUGCACGACGAAUGGAUGGACAAGUGAAAAGUGAAACUACACAAUAAUACAAGAUGGCCCGUGGCUCCUCUUUCCUUCGUUUCUUUGAGCCAAGUGUGGACCCCUCCCUUGUUGACGAUACUGAUAGGCUCAUCGACUUCCUUAGUGCUUCAGAACGUCUUCCUCGUCUCCUCAGCAGAAAGGAUGACAGAGGAUACACCUUACUGCAUUAUGCAGCAGAAAGAGACAGACCUGAGUCACUUAAGAUACUACUAAUAAAUGGAGCUGAUCCUAAUAUUCGGACGUCUCAUAAUUCAUUUGAAAUUACUCCGUUACACAUAGCAGCUGCUAAUGGACACUUGGACUGCCUGAAGAGACUAGUAGAGUCAGGAGGUGACCCUCUCCUUAGGGACAGCAAGAACAGGCUCCCCCGCGACCAUGCACAGGGUAACAGGCAAGAACUCUGUCUUGAGUACCUCCAAAAGGAAAGCGCUGAACGUGUCCAACAUGAAACUGAAGAAUUGCAAGAGGUUCUAUUAGAUGUUUCUGAAUAUCUUGAAGCUGGGGAUUUUGAGUCAUUAUUCAACUAUGACAAUUUCAAUAAAUCGUUUCCUCUUGAUUCUUCUAAACCAACACCGACCACACCUGAGGACAACAUUAUUGAGAGACAUUGUAACCUUCUCAAUAACUCGACACUGGUCCAUAGUCUAAGUCGUUUCACGCGUGACUUCCCUAUAUCCUUACAUUAUGUGACGAUCCUCCAUGCUGCAGUACAAUACAAUCACAUAUCACUCGUUUCAUUUCUAGUCUCCAACUAUCCUUCACUCCUCACCCAGCCCUCCAGUGAAGGAUACACUGCACUCCACGUUGCUGUAUCCCACAAAUGCUUUGAGAUAGUACAGAUACUGACCGAGGCAUACAUGAAUAUUUAUAGGCAGCGGAGCAGUAGUGUCGCUUUAGCAAUGGGCGGAGCCAACCCUCGUAUUAGAGCUCCGCCUUCUGAAGCUCCAUUGCUGUUCUCCCCUACUAAUACUGGCCAUACUCCUCUUCAUAUGUCAGUUGCUCUCUGCGAAAGAGAAAUAACCUUGUUAUUCUUAUCUCAUGCUAAGCAGCUCUCGCUCUCUCUUGAGGGAAGUGCGUGUGGCUACACUGCCCUUCAUUUAGCAGUUCAUUUCAAUCAACCGGAAAUGGCAGCACUUCUACUGAGCAAUGGGGCUAAUCCUAAUGCAACUCUAGCUGGGGAGAUGGGAGGUCUUGCCAAAAACCCACUGGCCGAAGCAGCUAUCAAUAACAAUCCACUAAUGAUAAGGACUUUAGUUAGCUACGGGGCAGAAGACAGGAGACAUGAUGCUCUUAAUUACGCUCUCUCUCAGGACAUGACGCAGCCUAAUGGACUCAAGGCUGAAGUGAUACCACUCCUUUUUGGUAGUCUUGUCAAAUGUGAUGAGAAUGCCACAAAGACUCUGGCACAGUCUCGUAAAGAACCUCGCUCUCACAGACACAAGAUGGCCGUUGUAGAGUGGAACGGACUAGAUAUGACAGAGUUCAAGCCGGAGUGGUUCUACGACAGUCUCAACACUUGCCCUUUGUUUGUGUCACAGUCACUCACUGAGAACCUCUGUUUGAAAUUUAUCAAUCGCUUAAACAUCUCAAAGAACAAACUCACUUUCGUUCCAAUUGAGUUCUUUCGUCUCCAAAACCUCACGACGCUUAACUUAUCCCAUAAUUGCCUUGGAGAGCUUCCUGAUGUUGUUCCUAUGGCAACUGAUUCAACAACCCCUACCUGGCCUUGCGGGAGUUUAAACAAACUCGAUAUCUCUCACAAUCAGUUGAAGGAACUGCCAAUUUAUUUAUUUGAGCUCCCCCAGUUGUCAAUACUUGAUGCCAGUCACAACCAGUUGACGGCUCUCCCAGUUUUAAUGUGGAGUGCUCCUAAAUUGAGUUCACUGAACUGCUCUCAUAACACCAUACAAGAGAUACCGACUAACCUGUCUUACGUGAUGGAGAAUUAUGAUAUUAUUGAUAUAGCAGGGGCUAAUGGUCCCCCUGGGGCUAGUGUGACAUCUCCAACACAAACAUUGAGUGGUUUAUCUAGUCCAAGGAGUAAAGCCAGCACUAGGCGUGUGUCUACUGAUCCUGCUGGUGCAUCCAUUGUACAGUCGUACUCUGAUAAUUGUUUUACUGAUGAUUCCAGUCGCACUACUGAUGAUAACAUGAUCACACCGGAUAAAGUCCGUCAGACGAGACUCUACGAUCGUUUGAACGUCUGCAACGCUAACCUCACCAUUGAGUGGGAUGCGUUGGAAGGAAAGCAAGAAAUAUUUGACGGUCUAAAUAAUCUUAAUUUGUCCCACAACGAAAUAAAAGUGAUCCCGAGUAAUCUACCUUGUCUUUGCCCAAAGCUAACUCGUCUUGAUCUCUCUCACAAUGGGAUAUCAGAUCUUGCUCUGCCACGAGCUGUCCCUUCCAAUUUAAAGCAAUUGAACGUGUCGCAUAAUGACAUAUUGAGACUGGAUAGCUACAAGAGCCGUGUUGAACAACUACCUUGUACUAACCCUAAGACUCUUAUCAAUUCUGGUGGUACCAUAUAUCGUGAUCCUAGUAAGCCAUUCUGCUCCCAUCGCUCACACAAUCACCUCAUUUCACUUGCUGUCCUUGACGCAUCUCACAAUCAAAUAGCUGAUGUCAAACUAUACAGCCCUGUUCAUCUGGUGAGUGAUAGAGGUGGUAAAAUAAAAGUGACCGAUAUCCCACUGUUUGCUGCUCUUGCUUCCGCUAGUGGUCAGAGUCAGGAUCGCGUGAGGCAACUUGCCAAACUUGCUUGUCCACUACUCACUCGACUCGUACUACAUCACAAUCAAAUUGCUGAAGUUCCUCCAAGCGUCUGUGACAUGACUUCCCUCAAUUCCGUUGAUCUCAGUUGGAAUAAUAUAAUUGAGCUCCGCCCGUCACUUGGUAAACUAGGCAAUCUGUGGGAAUUCCCACUAGACGGUCUUCAGCUCAUAUCUCCGCCACAUAAUAUCAUUGACAGGGGAAAGACCAAAGACAUUAUUGGUUUCUUGUGGUCACUCCUGCAAAGAGCCAGGCCGUAUCACAGGAUGAAACUGAUGCUAGUUGGUAAAGCUGGUCGAGGUAAGACCACAUUACUUAGGAAGAUAUCAGAGAAAGGACAGAGUGGAAUUCAAGAGAACCUGUUCCUUACUAGAAUGAGCAGUGAUGCCAAGAAGUUUCAAAAGGAUUUAUCAACAGUCGGUAUAGUAGUCAGUGACUGGACUUAUACCACUAAACAUCAUUCCGACCAAACACAGACUGGCCUCAGGAACAUCACUUUCAUGACUUGGGACUUUGGAGGACAAGAGGAGUAUUAUGCCACUCACCAGUGCUUCUUGUCAAGAAGGUCACUCUAUCUUGUAGUGUGGAAUGUGACUCAUGGAAGGGAAGGAGUGCUGGAGUUAAAACCAUGGCUACUCAACAUACAAGCUCGUGCCCCUAAUUCUCCUGUGAUUAUUGUCGGUACUCAUUAUGAUAAAGUAAAGAGAUCACAGCGUCACUUAGUUACUGAGAAUGUUGAGCUUAUCAAUCGAUUGUACGGAUCAGGAUCAAGACUAAUGCAUCGUCAGCAUGGUUUCCCUACCAUUAUGUAUAACGUAGUGGUUAGCUGUACUUCAGGUAGUAACAUUAACGACCUUAGAGACAAGAUAUUUGACGUUGCAUGUCAAGUCAAGGAGAACACUGUUACUGGGCGGGGCAUUGGGUGUGGUCGUAUACCAGAGUAUCGUUUAUUAAUGGAUCAGUUGGUUCCAGCCUCUUACCUUCAGCUGGAGGAUUCUGUUAGAAGUAUUGCAUUGACACUGAGGUUGUUGGGUAAACCACCUGUACUGACAUACAAAGAAUUCAAGGAGUACGUAUUUGGUGAUGCUCGUACUUUAGUUAGUCGUGAUGUUGGAGACAGAGAACUUGAGCAAGCCGUUAGGUUUCUGCAUGACAAUGGGACUCUCCUUCAUUACGAUGACCCUCUACUCAAGGAACUAUACUUUGUCGAUCCACAGUGGCUGUCGGACAUGUUGGCACACAUUGUCACAGUGAGAGAGAUCAAUCCUUUUGUUAAAGAUGGUAUAAUGAAGAUUAAAGACUUUACGCUUUUAUUUAAUGAUAAGGACUUCCCCAUUCACUGGCAGAAGCAGUAUCUUCGUCUCUUGACUACAUUCGAAGUAGCUGUGGAGUUCAAGGAAGGAAAACUACUCAUUCCUUCUCAUCUACCUGAACUCAAGCCAGCACUCUCUCACUGCUACCCUCCAGAGAAUACUGUGUAUCUUCCUCCAUUGAGGCACACGUAUUUGUUAGCGUUUGUUCCAAGUGGUUUUUGGCCUCGUCUUAUGUCACGUGUCCUUAGUGAUCCAUCAAUUAUGAGAUUAGCACAAGUUGGGUGUGGUCUCACUGAUGAAGAGUGCCGCCUUCUAAAGUGGACUAAAUGGAGGACUGGUAUGAUCCUCAGGUUUGGCAAUGUUACGUUGCUCUCGAUGGAAGAGUUAUCUGGCAAAUUGUUUACUGGAAAUGGGACAAAAAUGGCUAUCAUGAAGGAUGGGGGUAGGUGGGAGGAACAUCCCCUGGACACUACUGUGUACGGAGUCAAUGUUGAGGUUCCAGAUGUGUUUCCACUCCUUCGCUAUGCUGAGCUUAAUCCUAAUCGCAUACGUAUUGUACAGCGGAGCGGCUCAACUGGCCAGCAGGAGGAAGAGGGAGAGGAGCAAGAGGAGGAGAGAGUGAGAAGACCUAGACAACACCUUGGUGACAUUACUGAGGAUCCAAGAGAAAGGAGCUUUAGUGAUAGUAUGAGGACACCUCCAACUCAACCUCCUGCUGCUAGUGGUAGUAGGAAUAAGAGGUGGACCAUAUCCGAGAAGGUUGGAUCUAUAGCAAGGAAAGUUAGAUCAUAUACCAAUAUAGCAGACAUCAAUGACUCACUGACACUGCCACCAACUAGUUCUGUUUCUCAGAGCCCAAGGGUUGCUAGUGGCUUUGUUGUCCUUCCCGAUCACCAUAGCAAUAGCUCAAGCAGUGAUUCUGAGGAUGAGAAGAAGGACAAGGAGGAGGAGGAGGGAGAGAGCACAGGAGGCAUAGGAAGAGUGAGAGGAGUACUGAGGAAAGAAGAGAUACAGACACAGUUUGAGGAGUUGAAAAAGAAAAGAGCACAUGGACAUCAUCCUGGAGCAAUCUGGAAUAAUGAUUUCAAUACAAUGAGCAGCAAUGGACCACCAAAACUAACAGAAGAGAACAACGACAGAAUGAGAGCUGGUCUACUUUCAAAAGUAGUGGAUCACAUUACCCUCUUGGUUGAGGAUUGGUUCACUGGCGUAAGACCAAGGUUUCUCGUUGUACCUUGUCCUCACUGUUCUCACGGACUGACAGGUCCAACACAAGGCAGUGACAGAAUACCAUUCCUACGAUCUUUUUCAAUUAAUCCACAAGUCCGCCCACCAAAUGAUUUGGUGGAUAGCUCAUUUUAUCCUUAUUCUGCUCCAACUCAAGCUCAUAUUGCUAGUACCAUCGCCUCUCAAAGUUCUGUUCCUCAGCAGCGUAGUAGGUGGGGCUGGGGGCGUGGUCAAGGAGCAUCACCUGUCCCUGCCCCUACUCCAACUCCCAAUGUAGUGUUUUAUGCAUUCCAGUAUGAGGAGUGUGUCGUUAGGGCUAGAGAUGUCCCUUAUGUGAAGUGCCCUGUCCACGGAGAGCUUCCAUUGGAGUACAUUGCACCAGAUACUUUGUUCUUAACUGAAGGUCGUGAUGUGCUCCUCCAACCUGAUGAAGUGCUUAAGAAGGAGCGAUUGGGACGUGGUGCUUUUGCUACUGUUUAUCAUGCACAGAUCAAAAGAAAACUACCCAAUGGUCAAAUUCAUUUUGAGGAUGUUGCCAUCAAGGCACUAGGCAAUAAAGGGGAGGAUCUUGAUGAUGAUGAUGAUGAGGACAUCAGUCUUGACGAGGAAGAGGAGAGACCUGGAGGAGAUGAUGAGUAUGAUGGAGAGAAUGCAAGGGAACCUCCUCCAAUCCAAAGAUCUGCCAUUAUUUCCGGAUUCAAUAAUUUAAAAAAAGAGCUCUCGAUUCUAUCUCCGCUGCGUCAUCCUUACAUCAUACAACUGUUUGGUGUGUCUGCAAGGCCAUUAGGACUAGUACUUGAGCUGGCACCUAAAGGAAGUUUAAAGUCAUUGCUUAAAGAAUAUUCUGAAGCUCAAACUCACAUUCAAUCAUCAGCUAUGCAAGCAGUCACAUUGCAAAUCAGUGAUGCAUUAAAGUAUUUGCACGAUUUAAGGAUCAUAUAUCGUGACUUGAAGAGCGACAACGUUCUUGUGUGGCAGUUCCCCAGUCCUUAUGAUGUACUAGUACCUGCACUACCUGUUCAUACUGAUGUAGUUAAAGUGAAGCUAUCAGAUUAUGGUAUAAGCCAGUUUGCAUCAACACAAGGUGCUAAAGGGCUAGUAGGUACACCAGGUUUCAUGGCUCCCGAGAUACUCAUGUAUUACGGGAAGGAAGCCUACAAUGAGAAAGUUGACAUAUUUUCCUUUGCAAUGUUGAUAUAUGAGAUGAUAACAUUCAGACUUCCAUUUGAACACUUGACACCAUCCCAAGCUAAUCAGGCAAAUGAAAAUGGAGCUAGGCCUACACUUAAGAGAAUAGAUCUUCCUUGUCCUGUUCUAAUAAGAGAGCUUAUGGUUUGGUGCUGGCAGCAAUCUGAGGAGCUUCGUCCAACAGCCUCUCAGAUAACAAAGGUCUCUCAAAUGGACCAGUUCCUUAGACUAGCUGAUGCCAUCAGAGUUAACAACUUUGGAAGCCAAGUUGCUGGUUCAUGUUAUCGCAUACUCAAAUCUCCAGUUUUUAAGCCAAGCCUAACUCCCCAUACACCAGGACAUCAUUCCUUCCCUUUUGUACCUUCACUAAAAUCACAAGGAGCUUCCCCUUUAAGGACUAGUAUUAAAGCUAGUAGCAUCCCUACCAAUGAAACCGGCAGCCGUGCAGCUGUAUCAAAUCAACCUCAAUCAAAGAUUGAUUCAAAUCCAAAUCAAGUUGACAUUAAUCCCAAAGAAGAAGGAUUGCUAUCAAAAGCCUGCAAUGAGUCUGGGCAUAAUCUAAUGUUUAACAGCACUGAGAAGCAAUUGCUGGAAGCAGCUGCUGAGAUAAGAGCUAAUGAGACUAGUCUACCAUUGACUGAGGCACAGAAUGUCAUUGAAGAUCUUGUGUCUCCUAUGAGUACUAGUAGUGCAUCUUCUUCAGUUCACUUUAAACCUCAGGCUUAUGUGACUGAAGAAGGAGAGUCUAAGCACAGGAUACCACCUUCUCUUCAGAUCCUCCCGGACAUAGGAGAGGGAGAAGAGAGGGAGAGAGAGGGGGAGGAGGAUAAUCACAGGUUUUAUCAAGUGUGGGUUGUCUCGUCGUCCAAUCACAACUCAGUUGCUACUGUUGUUGAUUAUUGUGGACAAUUUAUGAAGAUUGAGGAUGUUGAUUUGGGAGACUCGCCUGUAUUAGCCAUUUCAAUGGUGCACGAUAAAGUUUGGAUUGGAUUUGAGAUCGGAUACCUUUGUAUCUAUGAUGCUGACACACACAACACACUAGCACAGGUAUGGAUUAGACGUGGUAUAGCAGUUCAGAGUAUAGCACACAUCCCACAGUUAUCACAGGUGUAUGUUGGAUUAGCCAAUGGUACUAUACUCUCCUACAGUGACAUCAUUACUCCUAUUUCUAACGACGAUGACUCUGUACCACUCAUCGCUACUCAUCUCACGCCACUCUCAACGUACAAGGAGCCAAACGAGAUAUGCCCAGUGAUAUUACCUAUAAUGGUAAAGCCUUGGAAUGAAGAGGAGGGUAGAGAAGAAGAGGGUAUUGCCUUUCAUUUAUGGGUCGGACAGAAGAACAAGUCUAUUACUGUACUAAAUGCCGAGGAUCUGUCUAUCGUCGAUUUUCUUGACACUCCUGAUGAUACAACCCCGUGUCCCAGCUAUCUUGAUCAAGUCCCUUUUUACUACUUGACCUCUUCGGUCUCACCUAAAGACAGCGAAGACUCUGAGUCUAUUCUCUUGAGAGAGGAUGCCUUGGAACCAGUUUGGGUUUACGGUGCAUUGAGACAUGGUCAGUUUGUUACAGUCUGGGACGGAGCCUCAAGAAAGAUAAAGACAUGCUUUAAUGUGCUGGACCUCCUACCUCACUGGAAAGAGGAUGCUAUGCCAUCAGUGAGUGCCUUAUACUGUAGUAGCUCUUAUAUGUACAUUGGACUGGUUACUGGUGAGAUACUUGUGCUCGAUCACCUCCACCUCUCUCUCCUCACUACCCUCCAUUGUCAUCGGUCAAACGUUCACAGUUUCCUCUCAAUUGACUUGAGGAAGCUGUUGCCGCCACAGCAAGAGUAUCAAGGACUUGGAGCCAUGACCCCAACUGUAUAUCCGUCUCACCCUUUCCUUACUAAUAGUGAUCAGUCUGACGUCAAGUAUAAGACCGGCCCACUUCAACUCAUGAGCUUUGGCACUGGUUUUAGGGCGUAUUAUGAAUCGAACGAUACCAUUGAUUAUACGAAAUCUUCUUUCCUGUUGGUCUGGGAGGCUGCUGGAUGGGGAAAGAAUGUUUUGUCUCAGGAAAAGCGGCAAGACUGAUAAUAAUUUAUACUUUUAUAUGUUUUAAUGUGUGCUCAUUUUUGUGUGAAUUUUUUUUUACAAUUUUUUAUUGCAAAAAUUGUUUUAAGAACUGAGCACGCCGCAUGGCAAUUACAACA
Amphimedon queenslandica is the source of this 8752-nucleotide messenger RNA. Its product is annotated as leucine-rich repeat serine/threonine-protein kinase 1-like. Gene Ontology annotation, biological process: protein phosphorylation. The transcript has 38 exons. Bases 72 to 8633 code for a protein of 2853 amino acids. Gene Ontology annotation, molecular function: ATP binding; protein binding; protein serine/threonine kinase activity. NCBI's taxonomy places the organism in Eukaryota, Metazoa, Porifera, Demospongiae, Haplosclerida, Niphatidae. The record is from RefSeq and is a predicted model, not a curated record.